CGGAAUUCCGAGAUGAGAAUGGCGGAGGUGUUGGAACACAAAGGUAGAUGUUGGAUUACAACAGGAAUUGUUAGAAGCAGUAACAAGAUUUAUUUAUCGAUUGAGGAGACAUUAUAUGUAUUUCAUGCUUAACGAGGGAAGGAACGGGUGUACUUGGGAUUCUUUCCUGGUUUAUAAGCACUUGAAGUCACGUGGAUAUAUUGUUGGUCGUCAUGGUGUUCAGUGGACCUUGAAGAAUGAGAGUUACCCCUCUACUCCUACUUGUGUCGGGGACUCAAAAUACAGCAGUGGAAUAUCAGUUAACGAAUUGGAACAGGGGUUCGAAAUUACUGAUGGUUUCAGAAAUAUGCAAAUGAACAACGCAGCAAAACCAGUUUUUGAUUUGUAUUUACCUAGCAACAAAUUCAAGAAGUCUUCUCCUGGUGUACCUGAUUCCGUAGUAUAUCUAACCACCAGGGGUAAUGAUAGUCCACCACAACUGUCAAAAGAAGAGAUAGAAGAGCUAGAGAUUAGGUGCAAAGGUGUUGCUGUUAAGGACUGUAAUGUUGAUAAAUUGGGUCGGGUCAAAAAAUGUGCGUAUGAAAAGACCGAGGUCCCUCUCUUACCAUGAUCCACCUUACCCUCUCGGCUGACUGAAUGUCGUCUGACUCGGCUCUCUAGAGGCAGAACAGGUUGCCUAUGAACCUCCUUAAGGACGUUGCCGUAUCCCCUGGCAAAGCCAAAGGCAACGUCCAAGUGCUUUGUUAUCGAAAAUUGAGCAAAAGAUUUAAUAUUAUCAA
This is a messenger RNA of Papaver somniferum (opium poppy), 779 nucleotides long. RefSeq lists its product as uncharacterized. Gene Ontology annotation, biological process: tRNA-type intron splice site recognition and cleavage. Bases 116 to 610 code for a protein of 164 amino acids. Gene Ontology annotation, cellular component: tRNA-intron endonuclease complex. The transcript is spliced from 3 exons. The record is from RefSeq and is a predicted model, not a curated record. NCBI's taxonomy places the organism in Eukaryota, Viridiplantae, Streptophyta, Magnoliopsida, Ranunculales, Papaveraceae.